Messenger RNA from Magnusiomyces paraingens, 2907 nucleotides. RefSeq lists its product as uncharacterized. Gene Ontology annotation, biological process: cytoskeleton organization. The record is from RefSeq and is a predicted model, not a curated record. Gene Ontology annotation, cellular component: cytosol. Bases 1 to 2907 code for a protein of 968 amino acids. The transcript has a single exon. NCBI's taxonomy places the organism in Eukaryota, Fungi, Ascomycota, Dipodascomycetes, Dipodascales, Dipodascaceae.
AUGGCUUCUGUGAAUCUUCUGGCACAUGAUGAAGCAGCAGAGAGAACUGCUCAAGCAGCCACAGAUUCUAUCUCUGCCUCCGCGUCACAGCCUGACCGUAGCCCAACUUCUCCAAUGGCCUCCUCUCCGCCGCAAUCCCUCGGGCCUGCAUUCGAUGAUACCAUAUCCUCUUAUACCCAUAAUCAACCUAUAUAUAUAGGCGGUGAUGAUGACGACGAAUUUGGCAGUCAUAUUGAUGAAAUAGACACAAAUGAUGAUGACGAUGAUACCCAGGAAUUUCCUCCUAAGCAAACAAGCAUCGAGUACGACGAUCUUACCACCACCACUACCCAUAAUAAUACAAAUUUGGGAAACAUAGACCGACAGAUUUCUUUUCUGACCCCUCAAAGUGACGACUUGGCCGGCCAUGUUAUCAACUUCCCCAAUGGAAAUUCCUCAUCCGCUUUCCCAAACCUUUCGGCAGUAGACGAAGCCCUUCCUCCAGAAUUGGCCCCAGACCUUGGCCCAGACCUCGGAACAGAGUUGGAAACUUCGGGACUAACAGGAGACGAACUAGAUACAGCUAUAAUCCCACGCAGCUCGUCACCAACUAAGAAAUCAAAGUCUCAGGAACGUCGUAACCGCGCAGAAGAAUUUACCGGUGGCGAUAUAAACAUGUUUAAAUAUGUACCCAAUUUUAAUUACAAGUACACUGGCACCGAGGAUUUCAAAGCUGAAAUUGAAGAAUGGUUUCUUUACGAAGAUAAUGAAAUAUUACCAUCUCUUAAAUUCCAGUUUCAAAAAAAUCAUGACAAUGACUGGCGGGAUCUUUCAGUCAACACACAAGAGUCUCUCGUUACAUCCUGGCUUUUCGACUUGAAAUCUACUAACUCAGCAACCCGCCGCAGCGCUCUUUCUUUUCUUUCCUAUGUUGCUCUUGGCUCUUACGCUUCAGUUUCAUCCACUGCAGAUCACAUCGCACAAAUCAAGCUUAAUACCCAUUUUCUUUGGAAGCACAAUGCACUCCCAUCUCUUUAUGCUCUCCUGGUGCAUGAUGUGAAUCUCAAAGUCCCUGCCGAUCUUUACGCAGACGAUGACACACCUUCAAGUGGUAGCGAUGCCGAAAAUGAGCUAAACAUGGAGCUUUUCAGCGUCCUCACAAUCCUCUACUUCACAAUUGAAUCCCACAGACACGAUACUGAAUUUGCUGCAGACCUGUACAAACUUAACAUUCUCCUUUACUUCGUUCAAGCGAUGUCCCGGUUGCGCUGGGGCAUUGAAGGAAACCUUCCACUAAGGCCCAUUUGCCUUGUUUUUUGGAAAACAAUGCUUUGUCUUUUUGGCGAUGAUGACGACCUUGCUCGAGUCAAGUCUUACAUGUACAAAAAAUAUAAUCUUCCAGAAAAUAAUGGCGAAAACACUGAUCUUGUCAUGGCGUCACCAUUGGAUUAUCAUGCAUUUCGCCAAGACAUGAUGUCUAGAUACCCAGCUUACAUCCCUCCGUCCUCACGUCUGCCUCGCAACUUUGACAACUCACGAAGUAUGUCCCACUACAUUGAGGUUCCAAGACCCGUUAUUGCACAGUCUUCCAAUAACGCACUGCCAAUCCCCACAGUGCAUAUUGCCACCCCGGCCCCAUCCCCACCUGCAUCUCCGGCUAUUGCUGCUGGCCAAAAGGUCCGCAAAUCUGUGUUUAUGACUAACCAAAGUUUCCCCUUUAUUCACCCUACAGAAAGCAACAUUCCUCAGAGUAUAGUUGAGGCUAGCGAACUGUUUCACUCGCGCAUUCAUACUACACCCAGCAUGAUGCAGCUUUGGGAUGAACGUGACAAAUUCAUGCAACAAGAGCGCGGAUGGGUUCCAGCACCACGCGAGUAUCAUGAAUUUGAAGAGUCGCAGUACGAAGAACUUAUUUUAGAGCGUGUCGAAGAGUUUUAUGUUUCUGUUCUUGGUGACCUUAACUCAUUUGUUCUUGUUUUACUAAAAUUUCUUUUGGCAAAUGCAUCCUUCUCCUCUUCUGAGAGUCACAUUGAUACCUACCUUUCAGCGAACCAAUAUGCAGGCACAACUUCGCGCGCUAAAGAUAUCGGUCUUCGUGCUGUGUCUGCAUGUAUAUCAGUUCUUGCCAGUUGGUUUAAGAUUUCACACAUCUGCAAGUUUGAGCAUUUGUCUACAUUACUUUUUGACUCACGUUAUCACUUGUUGGUGUUUAAAUACUUUUACUCGCAUGUGCCUUAUGAAAAGGCUUUAGAAAUACUUGACGACCCAAAACUAAACUUUUUUGCCUUUUGUGGAGGGCUCUCGGAUUCUUGGAAUGAAUCCCAAAACGAGCCCGAGAAACCAUCACAAGAAAAGGAAGAAGUCGAUGAAGAGAAUGAAGACGAAUUGUUAUCAUCGGUCACAAUUUAUUCUCGAAGAUACUUUUUCACCACGAUUAAUCUGCUGCGAACCCUGCGCCGCAUUAUACGCAAAAAAACUCAACGAAUUAUUGUUGUUGCCGAAUUGCCUCCAGACACAUUGCGCAAAGCUCUGAGCAUAUAUCAAAAGGAUAUAUGGGAACUCGUUUUAGAAAUAUUCAAAGAGCAGGUGCCUUUUAAUGGGCGCAAGUGGCGGACCACAAAUAUGGACCUGGUGUCUGCAAUUUAUCUUAAUUGUAAGACAAAGUUACGCGACGACUGGUUGCAAAGCGGCGAUUUAAACUCAGAAGCCGAGGAUGCUCAACCCCAGGAGGCGGCUGUGCGUGCACUGAUUCAGUUUUACAAUGAACGGUUACGCAGAGAGUAUGAAGAAAAGGAGAACGGAAACGAUGAUGAUGGUGAUGAUGAUGAUGAUGAUGUCGCGACGGAAAAAGGGGAUGAUGAAGAUGACCUUCCCAGUUUCUUUGCUUUGGAGCUGGACGCUCUUGCAAUUGAUAAUUCAGCAAUGUAA